Molecule: messenger RNA, 17946 nt
Organism: Caenorhabditis auriculariae
Lineage: Eukaryota; Metazoa; Nematoda; Chromadorea; Rhabditida; Rhabditidae
Source: the annotation of a GenBank genome assembly
AUGCUCCAGACUUUGGCCAAGACUCCUCAGGUUCCUGCUUCAUCUCCAUUUUAAGUAAAAUGCCAGAGUGGUCCCUAGAGGGGCAACUUUAGAGGUUUUCAUAGGUAAAGCUUUUGCGAAAGUAGUCACUUUAGGGGAUCAUGGAAGAGACCCCUAGAUGUCUUUUUAAUUUUCAAGUAAGAACAGAAAAUCAGAUGACCACUCUAGGGACCCCUCAAGCUUAAGAAGUGUCAAUUUGAGAACCUAGCCCCCUCUAGGGACCACUUGAGCUUCAGAAGUGUCAAUUUGAGAACCUAGCCCCCUCUAGGGACCACUUGAGCUUCAGGCGCGUCAAUUUGAGAACCUAAACCCCUAUAGGGACCCCUCAAGCUUCAGAAGUGUCAAUUUGAGAACCUAAAACCCUAUAUGGACCCCUUAAGCUUCAGGGGCGUCAAUUUGAGAACCUAAAACCCUAUAGGGACCCCUUAAGUUUCAGGGGCGUCGAUUUGAGAACCCAACCCCCUAUAGGGAACACUUGAGCUUUAGGCGCGUCUGGGUCAGACCCUAAACCCCUAUAGGGACCCCUCAAGCUUCAGGCGCGUCAAUUUGAAAACCCGAACCCCUAUAUGGACCACUUGAGCUUCAGGGGCGUCUAUUUGAGAACCUAGACCCCUAUAGGGACCACUUGAGCUACAAGGGCUAAGGAAUCAGACCGUAAAUCCCUAUACGGACCACUUUAACUUUACCCCUCUAGGGACCACUUGAAGAACAAUCAAGUUUGAGAAUUUAGCAUAAGCUUGAAACAGUAAAUUAUUGAAUCUCAGGAUUUUUUGAAUAAAUUUUGAGUUUUUCAGAAUCGCAAAAUGAGCAUCGCCUCUCAGAGAAAUCAAUAUAGAGGUAAUAUUUUUUUUAAAAAAAGUGGGAUUAUUGAUUUUUCCAGAAAUGACCCUACCGUCGAGAGAACCUGAACACCGUUAUUCCAGGCAAAAUUCGCAGGUAAAACGGAAAUUUAGGCCUGAAAAUAGAAAGAAUUCCAGAAAAAACGGCAAAAAAUUGGGUUAUUCGUUCUUUUUUGGUGUGAAAAUUGAGUUUUCCGGCUAUUUAUGAACCGAUUUUCAACAAAGUAUUGAAGAAAAAGAGAGAAAUUUGAACAGGAAGUGACAAAAAUUAGUUGAAAAGAGAAUUUUGUCAGUGGAGCGCACAAGGAAGCGUAAAUUUCGAGUUCAUUGGGCUUUCUCAUCGAUUUUUAACGAAAUAAAACAAAAAAUUGGAAGGAAUUUGAAAGAAAAAAAUGGCAAAAAAACCGGUCAAAAUGAGAUUUUAUCAGUGGAGCGCACAAGCCGGCGGAAAUUGAGAAAUUUUUGGAUUUUUUUAGAAAAAUUUUUUUUCUGACAGAAUUUUGAAAGAUAGGUAAAUUUUGAGGUGUGUGAUAUUUUCCGUUCUGGACAUCAAGAAAAAAAUGGCAAAAAAAUUGGGUAAAACAAAAUUUUAUCAGUGGAGCGCACCUGGCGGCAAAAAAAUCUUUUUGGGAUCUUCACCGAAUUUAGACGAUAUAAAAAAAGUAAAAAAAUUGAAGGGAAUCUGAAGAAAAAAAUGGCGAAAAAAAUUGGUUAAAAACAAGAUUUUAUCGGUGGAGCGCACUAGCCGGCGGAAAUUGAGAUAUUUUUGGAUUUUUUUGAAAAAAAUUUUUUUUUCAUUUUUAAAUAGAGUUUGAAAAAAAUAGAUAAAAUUGAAGGUUUACGAUAGUUUCCGUUCUGGACAUGGCCGACCAAGAGAUUUCCAAAGAUUUCACCAAGGAUCUUCCCUGAAUGAAUCGGAAAAAGAAAUUUUGUGAGUUUCAGGGAUUUUUUUCCAGAAUUUAUUUAGAAAAUUUCAGGUUUCCUACAGUCCCAAUCGCAUUUCUGACGAUUCCGACGACGAGAUUUCAAAUCGUCGAGAAGAAAAUUAUGUGUGUAGUUUUUAAAAUUGAAAAAAUUGUGCUCGAAAUGAUCCAAAAUAAGCAAAACAAGAAGUUUUUCAUCCUUCUAGCUGGUCUCAAACAUGAAUACAGCAAAUAAGACUUUGAAAAAUAAUUUUUGAAAAAAAUUAUCGCUGGAGCGCAUUUGGUAGCCGAAAUUCAUUUUUUAAGUGACUUCACAGUUUCUUGACUUUUAUUUGAACAAAAAUGAGCAAAAAACGAGCUCUAUCUCCUUUUAAUGAACCUCAAGCAUAAAUAUAGGAAAUAAGGAUUUGAGAAGGUUUUGUUAAGGAAAAAUUAUCGAUGGAGCGCGUUUGGUAGACAAAAAUCAUUUUUUAAGCGAUUUUACAGUUUCUUGAAUUUUAUUUAAACCAAAAUGAGCAAAAAACGAGCUCUAUCUCCUUUUAAUGAACCUCAAGCAUAAAUAUAGGAAAUAAGGCUUUGAGAAGGUUUUUUUAAGGAAAAAAAUUAUCGAUGGAGCGCGUUUGGUAGACAAAAAAAUCAUUUUUUUAAGCGAUUUUUACAGUUUCUUGAAUUUUAUUUAAACCAAAAAUGAGCAAAAAAACGAGCUCUAUCUCCUUUUUAAUGAACCUCAAGCAUAAAUAUAGGAAAUAAGGCUUUGAGAAGGUUUUUUUAAGGAAAAAAAUUAUCGAUGGAGCGCGUUUGGUAGACAAAAAAAUCAUUUUUUUAAGCGAUUUUACAGUUUCUUGAAUUUUAUUUAAACCAAAAUGAGCAAAAAAACGAGCUCUAUCUCCUUUUUAAUGAACCUCAAGCAUAAAUAUAGGAAAUAAGGCUUUGAGAAGGUUUUUUUAAGGAAAACAAUUAUCGAUGGAGCGCAUUUGGUAGUCAAAAAUCAUUUUUUAAGCGGUUUUACAGUUUCUUGACUUUUAUUUGAACCUAAAUAAGCAAAAACCGAGCUCUAUCUCCUUUUAAUGAACCUCAAGCAAAAAUAUAGCAAAUAAGACUUUGAGAAGGAAAAUAUGAGAAAAAUUAUCGAUGGAGCGCACUUGGUAGGCAAAAAUCAUUUUUUAAGCGAUUUUACAGUUUCUUGAAUUUUAUUUAAACCAAAACGAGCAAAAAACGAGCUCUAUCUCCUUUUAAUGAACCUCAAGCAUAAAUAUAGGAAAUAAGGAUUUGAGAAGGUUUUGUUAAGGAAAAAUUAUCGAUGGAGCGCGUUUGGUAGACAAAAAUCAUUUUUUAAGCGAUUUUACAGUUUCUUGAAUUUUAUUUAAACCAAAAUGAGCAAAAAACGAGCUCUAUCUCCUUUUAAUGAACCUCAAGCAUAAAUAUAGGAAAUAAGGAUUUGAGAAGGUUUUGUUAAGGAAAAAUUAUCGAUGGAGCGCGUUUGGUAGACAAAAAUCAUUUUUUAAGCGAUUUUACAGUUUCUUGAAUUUUAUUUAAACCAAAAUGAGCAAAAAACGAGCUCUAUCUCCUUUUAAUGAACCUCAAGCAUAAAUAUAGGAAAUAAGGCUUUGAGAAGGUUUUUUUAAGGAAAAAUUAUCGAUGGAGCGCGUUUGGUAGACAAAAAUCAUUUUUAAGCGAUUUUACAGUUUCUUGAAUUUUAUUUAAACCAAAAUGAGCAAAAAACGAGCUCUAUCUCCUUUUAAUGAACCUCAAGCAUAAAUAUAGGAAAUAAGGAUUUGAGAAGGUUUUUUUAAGGAAAAAUUAUCGUUGGAGCGCGUUUGGUAGACAAAAAUCAUUUUUUAAGCGAUUUUACAGUUUCUUGAAUUUUAUUUAAACCAAAAUGAGCAAAAAACGAGCUCUAUCUCCUUUUAAUGGACCUCAAGCAUAAAUAUAGGAAAUAAGGCUUUGAGAAGGAAUUUUCAAGAAAAAUUUUCGAUGGAGCGCAUUUGCUAGGCAAAAAGAAUUUUUUGAACGAUUUUACAGUUUCUUGACUUUUAUAUGAACCAAAAUGAGCAAAAAACGAGCUCUAUCUCCUUUUAAUGGACCUCAAGCAUAAAUAUAGCAAAUAAGACUUUGAGAAGAAGUUUUCAAGGAAAAUUAUCGAUGGAGCGCACUUGGUAGGCAAAAAUAAUUUUUUAAGUGACUUUACAGUUUCUUUAUUUUUUUUUUAAGCCUAAAAUUUUUUUUUACGUGAUAUAUCGUGCGCAUUAGCCUUUCAAAAAUAAUUUUCAAAAAUUUUUUUUUUUCAACGCAUUUUUUUGAAAUUGAGCUUCUAGGGAUAGACAGAACGUACAGAAAAAAAUGGAAAAAAAGGGAAAUUUUUUUGAAGUUUUUUUCUAAACCUCUUCCUUCAGCACACUCUUUUUGAUCAUAAUUUUGGUAAUUUAUUCAAAAAAAUCGGAAAAAUUUGUAUUUUAGCCCUUUUUUUUGAUGCUUUUUUUGUCAGAUUUUCCGAAAAGAAAAUGCAAGGAAAUUUUUUUUAUUUGAAAAUUCAAGAUUGAGACGAUUUUUUUCUUACAGAUGAACAGCUCCACAGAGUCGGAUUAUAUCGAAAAUCGGAAAAAUGUCUCCUCACAACCGGCCGCCAAAAAAUCCCACCACGGCGAAUCGAUCCGAUACAAAAAUUCUCAUUUCGAAGAGGUAGACUUAAAAAUUUACCCAGAAUCUCAAGAAAAAUGGAUUUUUUUAGAGAUCCCGGUCCUCGAUUCAAUCGAAAGGGUCCAGGAAAACCAGGACUUCGUCUUCGAGCGAUGAGGAGGGGUAAGGGACUGGAAAAGUAGAAAAAAUUCAGAAAAAAGGCUAUUUUUGGCUUGAAAAAGAAGUUUUAUGUGAAAGUUUAUCCACUGUGGGAUGAGUAAAAGUUGAAAUUUAUGUAUUUAUCUCAAAAAAGGCUUGGAAAUUUGGUAAAUUCAGUGAUAAGAAGUAAAAGAAAUUUAGGAGUUUCAAGGGUUUUUCAUAGAAAAUUUUUGGAAAAUUGAGCAAUUUCGAGGAAAAAAGGUUCAAAUUUCCCUCUUUUUGAAUUUUUUGUGAGUUCAUUCACUGCUGCAUAAAAAAAUAUAGGAAUUUCUGGCCUUUUUUUUCCAAAAUUAGGUAAAAUUAGUUUUAUGAAGUAGAUAAAUUUGAGAUUUUCAAGGGUUUCUCACAGAAAUUUUGAGAAAAAUCAGCCCAAAAAGGUUCGAAUUUUCCACUAUUAAUGUAUUUUUUUCGGAAUUUGAUGCAUGAGAAAAAUUUUUUUAAGAAUGAAAUUUUUUUUGCAAAAGAUGGGGAAAGUGGGUAUUUUCAGUGAUAAGAAAUAGAGAAAUUUGAGAAUUUCGAGAUUUUUUUCACAGAAAAGUUGUGAAAAAAACCAGCUCAAAAUGAAUUUUUUCGAGAGAAUAGUUGGAAAUUGUUGCAUUUUUAGUGUUAAAAAGAGGGAAAAACUGGAAUUUUAGGGAUAAAAAAAUAAUAAUUUUCAUCAAAUUUGGCCGUGAAAAUGUUAAAAUUCAUCAUUUUAAUGGUAUUUUAAUGGAAUUUUUUUCACAUUUUUUUACUCUAAAAAAAUAGUAUUUUUUUAGCUUUGAAAAAAAGUUUGCUUUGGAAGUUCAUUCACCCCUUCUUAGGCGAAUUUGAAAAAUUCCUUGAUUUUUUUCUUCAGAAAAAAACACGAAAUUCGGGUUUUCUCAGUGAUAGGAAGUAGAGAAAUUUGAGCUUUUUUUACAGAAAAAAAUUGUCAAAAAUUGAGCAAUUUUUCGGCAAAAAAAGGGUUUUUGCUUUUGAAAAAUGAAGAAAUUCAUCAUUUUAAUGGUAUUUUUAAUAGAACUUUACUCGUUUUCAAUGAUGAUUUUUCGAUUUUUUUUUGGUCAAAAACAUCAAAUUUUCGUUGGAAAUGAGUUGAAAAUUAUAACUUCCGUGGAUAAAAAUGAAAAAUCCACGUUUUAUUCGAUGAUUACUGGCUCUUUUUCGGCUCUAGAGUCAUUUUAAAGACAUAAUAUUCAUUUCCAGGUCUCACCGGAGCCGACCUCAGCCCAAUCGCGAGCUCGAGAUCAACCGCGUCGAGCAGGAGCUUCUGGAAAUCCGGGAAAGACGCGAAACGCUGCUCAAGAAGCAGGAGAUGAACGCCAAGGAGCGCGAGUUGGAGCUCCGGAUGAAGAAGCUUGAGGUGGCUGAAAUUCUAGUGGCCUUUUAAGGGUUUUGACCGUUUAGUGACCACUUGAGAGGCUAAAAUCUGUAGAAGUCCAAGUGGGAAUCCUUGAGCGCUAAAAACUACUAUAGUGGACACUUAAAAGCAAACUAAGGCUUCUUUAGAGUUGGUGGCCACUUUAGGGUCCUCUCAGUUUCAAGAUUAUUCGCUUGGAAAAUUCCCAGUGAGCACUUUAGGGAUUUGAAGUUUUAGUGGGGCCUCUUUAGAAGUCCAUUUGUACUACUUGACCUUUAAAACUACUAUAGUGGCCACUAAGACCUAAAAUAGUGGCUUCUACACAGUUGGUGGCCACUCUAGUGUCCUCUCCCAGUAGCCCUUGAGGUACCUCUUAAGUGGCCACUAAGGUUUUUCAAAGUACUUUGAAAACCCGAAUCGAAAUGAAGUUAAUAGAAGUUGUACUGCAGAUUCUUGUUCAGUUUUGAAAUCAUUCACUUGGAAAGUUUCCAGUGGCCACUCAAGGGUUUGGGCGUUCUAGUGGUAAUUACAGUAGUCGAAUUAGUGUGCACUUAAGUAGCCUCGUUAGAAGUACAAGUUUUUAGUCCUGAAAAAGGCGUUAUUAGACUUUGGAAGCCGCUAAAGCUCCUUCUUAAGGGUUUCGACGUUUAAGUGGUCAAUACAGUGGUUGAAUUAGUGGCCACUCAAGGGGUUUGAAUCAAGGGGCCUUUUCAGAAGUCAAAGUGGUACUACUAGACCAUUAGAAAACUACUAUAGUGGCCACUAAGGGGUGGUCUUAGUGACCACUUUAGUGUCCUCUCCAAUUGAUGCUUGAGGGACCUCUUGAGUGAUUUUCGGAGAGAUGAGAGUUUUACUGUAGUUUUGAGAUUUUUUUUGUUGGAAUCUGCAAAAAAUUCAAGAUUACUUCAUUUUUAAACGAAAAAUUAAAAGAUUUCCCAAAUUAUGACAUUUUUUGAUUUUCUGAACUUCUUUUUCCAUUUUGAUCAUUUUUAAAGGAACAAAAGUUUCUUCGAAACAAAUUUUUGAGCUUCUUCCGAAUUUGAAGGAAUCACCGAAGCUUUUAGGAACGCGAGAAAGCGGUUAGGGAGGCCGAGAAACGGGAAAGUCAGCGAAAGACGAAAGAAAUGGCGCCGAUUCAAAAUCUGUGGAUGCGGGACAAUUGCGAGGCGGCCAUGGAGGACGGCGACGCCAACGAUUCCAUCAUGGAGACGAUCAUUCAAGGUUUUCUAGAAAAAUUCUAUAUUAUGAGCAAUAAUGAGCAAAAAUGAGUGGCUAGAUUUUUAAAAAUUGAAGAAAGUUAUUCUACACCUUGUGAGGAACUUUGGUUGAGAUCCGUUGAUUUUUUUGCAGAGAUAUGAGUUUUUAAAGCUUUCUACCGUAAUCCUUGCUACCGUAACUCGAAAUUUUUUUUUCUCAAUAAAAAAAAUCUUUUCAUUGAGACGAUCAUCAAAGGUUUUCGAGGCGAAAAGUGAGAAAAAAAAACCAUCUCUAUUAUGAGCAAUAAUGAGCAAACAUGAGAUUUUAGACUUUCAAAAAUUGAAGGAGAUUAUCUUGCACCUUUUGAAGAACUUUGGUUGAGAUCCGUCGAUUUAUCGACGGGAUAUGAUUUUUCUAAGCUUUCUACCGUAAUCUCUUUGAGCUACCGUAUCUCGAAAAUCUGUUUUUUUUUAUUGAGACGAUCAUUGAAGGUUUUCAAGGCGAAAAAGUAUGAAAAAAAUGUUUGUAUUAUGAGCAAUAAAGAGCAACAAUGAGAUGUUGGAUUUUUAAAAUUUGAAGAAAAAUUACCGUAAUCCUUGCUACCGUACUUUGAAAAAUCCUUUUUAAUUUUUUUAAAUUUUUUUCCAGAUGCAACCGAAGUUCAGCCCCGGAGCAACGUGGGGAAGAAAGUUAGGGCGAAUGCUGUGGUCAGUUUUUCGAGGGUCCACUUAAGGAAUUUUCAAAAAAAAAAAAUUGCGUGACUUGAAAAUUGCGCCCGAUUGAACCAUAGACAUUGAAAAAAAUUCAAAAAAAUAACAUAAAAAUUUUUUUGCAAAAUAUUGGUUUUUUUCAAAAAGUCCAAAAAGAAUUAAUUUUUGCUUUUUUUCCCCUUUUUGCUUCUGGAAAGGAUCUAGGUCUAUGAGGCUUGCUUAAAAAGUGCGACCGACCCGAAACGGCUUGCGCUAGAUGAGCCAGCGUAGAGUUCAAUCAUAGAAUAUCAAAAAAAUUCAGAAAAAAAUGAAAGUUUUUUUCAUCAAGUCUGCUGUUUGGAUGGUCAAAAUUAUUGAUUUUUUAUUCCUAUUAUCCUCUUUUUCGCUUUUGGAAUGGAUCUAGGUCAAAGGGGCUUGCUUAAAAGUGCGACCGACCCGAAACGGUUUGCGCUAGAUGAGAUAGGAGCUCCAAAAUAAGUCCGAGCCAUUCCAAGUGCGGACGCGAAGAAUAGAGUCUAGAAAUUUGGGAGUUUUAACGACGAAAAUUAAGAAAAAGGUUUAGAUUUUCAAAAAAGCCGUUUCUGACAGUUAUCUUGAAGUCUUCAAUUUUUUUUUAAAGCUGGAAGAUUUUGUUGUUCAGAAGGAAGAAGGAGUGGUACGGCGGCAGAGCCCGAGAUUCGCCGGGCAGAAUGCCAAAAAACCCGUCGGACCGUCGAAAUUGGCGGCUGGCGCCACGCCAAAAAGACCCGCCGUCGAGAAGAAAAAGGCUGUUCGAGCCAAGAAAGGUACAUGCCUGAAAAACUCUAGUGGCCACUUGAGAGGCCCCUCAAGGACUACUCAAGAAAGCUCCCAUAAAAAGUUUUAAAACUAAACAGGAAUUUACAGAAAGACUUCUAUUGCUUUUACACUUAGAAUGACAUUAUACAAAAAUCACUUAAGAGAUCCCUCAAGGACUUCUUGGACAGGGCAAUAAAGGGGCCACUUAAACAAGCUCUCUAGUAGCCACUUUUUGAGACUUAGUGGUCAUUAUAGUAGUUUUUAAUGAUCUAGUAAGGCCCCUUGAACUUCUAGGCUGCUCAAGUGGCCACUUAUUCGAUUAUUAUAGUGGCCACUAAAACGUAACAUCCCUCAAGAGGCCACUAGAAAUUUUUCAAAUGAAUGAGUAUGGAACUAAACAAGAAUCUACAGUACAGCUUCCAUUAUUUUAGUUUGAUUCAGAUUUUUAGCAAAAAACUCUAGUGAUCACUUAAGAGGUACCUCAAGGAUCACUUGGAGAGGGCACUAAAGGGGCCACUAAAACCACCUCUAUAGAAGCCACUUUUUGGGUAUUAGUGGCCAUUAUAGUAGUUUUAGUGACCUCAGACUUCUGAGAAGGUCUCUAAUCUUUAGCCACUUAAGGGGUCACUAACUCGACUACCAUAAUGGCCACUAAAACGUCAAAACCACUAUAGUGGCCACUUUGAAAGACGGAUAACCUGAAAAAAACUCUAGUGGCCACUUAAGAGGCUCCUCAAGGAAUCCUUGGAGAGGUCACUGAAGGGGCCACUUAAACAAGCUCUAUAGAAGCCACUUUUUGAGUCUUAGUGGCCUCUAUAGUAUUUUUUAAUGGUUUAGUAGUACCCCUUGGACUUCUAGGCUGCUUAAGUGGCCACUUAUUCGACCACUAUAGUGACCACUUAAACGUCAAAAACCCUGAAGUGGCCACUAGUGUCCUUCAGGAUCCCUCAGAAGGGCUUAUUUCGGAAAUCGGUUCACCAAAAAAAAAAAUGAAUUUUUGAAGCUCUCAACUUUUUUUUCCAUUAAGAAACGACGCCUCAACCGCCGCCCAAAAAACGGCUGAUUUGGCCAAAACGCGACGUUGACAAGCUUAAGGUUGAAAUUUGACCUUAAAAGGGACCUUUUUCAUAAUUUUCCGGUUCAGCUGACCAUACGGACGAAAAAGCCGACGGGAAGCGCCGAGGACUGGGAAAUGGUCGCCAAACUCUUGGCCAAAACCAACGCCACUGGCGAGGAUUGUCGACAGGUAACUGGAAAAUGGGGAUUUCGGGACAGGAAAAUGAGAUUUUGACAAGAAUUUGCAUCGAAAAUAUAGAUUCUGAGAUGAAAAUUGGCAGUGGAAAAGGGUUUUUGUGAAGAAUGAGCUGUUAGUUUUACCUCAUCCCCGUUUAUCUGACCUGUCUGCGCCCUCUUUUCUCUCACCGGCGAGUUCUAGAAAAAUGAGAAUAGCGUGUAAAAUAGAGAGAGAGAGCAGAGAAAUGAGACUUCUUGAGAGAAGGAGAGAGAUUAGAGAAGUGAGAGUUUUUUAGAGAAAGAGAGACAGCUAAGAAGUGAGAGUUAAAAAGAGAAAAAGAGGGGGAGGGAGAGCAGAGAAAGAGUAGAGAGAGAGAGCAGAGCAGAAAGAGUAGAGAGAGAGAGAGAGAAGAAAGAGAGAGAGCAGAGAAGUGAGAGUUUAUAAAGAGAAAGAGAGGGAGAACAGAGGAAAGGAGAGUUUUCAAGAGAGAUAGCGGAGAAAGCAUUGAAAUGGGAAGUUUUAAGAGAACGAGAAAGAGAAGAGAUAUGAGGGUUUUAGAGAAAAAUAAUGAUAUGAGGGAAAAGAGAAUUUGUUAAGAAAAAGAAAGAGCAGAGAAAGGAAAGUCUUCUAGAAAAAUAGAGAGAGAGAGAAUGCAGAGAAAUGAGAGAAUAUUGAGAGAAAGAGAGGGAGAGCAAAGAAAUUGAAGGUUUCAAAAUAGAAAGAGGGAGCAGAGAAAUGAGCGUUUUCAAAAGAGACAAAGAGCAGAGAAAUGAGAGAAAAAUGGAGAGUAGAGAAAUGAGAGUAUAUUAAGAGAAAGAGAGGGAGUAGGGGAAGGCGAGAUCUCAAAAGAAAGUGAGAAAGCGCAGAGAAACAUAGAAAAAGAGCAGAAAAAUGAGAGUUCAUUAAGAGAAUGAGAGAGAGCAGAGAGAUAAGCGCUUACAAGAGAAAUAGAGAAAGAAAGAGAGAACAGAGUAGUGAAAGAUCUAGCAAACUAGAGAGCGCAGAGAGAGAUUAGAGAAAUGAAAGUGUACAAGAAAAAAGGAGAGAGGUAGAGAGUACAGAAAUGAGAGUUUUAAAAAAAUUCAAAAAAUCAAAAAUUCUACACAAAAUCCUUUUUACAAGGGAAUUUUUCUUUAAACAUUUCAUUUUACUGAAACAUACAAGUGUAUAGAAAUUAAUUUUUCCGAGUUAAAAAUAAAAAAAUAGGAAAAUAAUGAUUUUUUUCAGUUUGCGAUAUCGCGUCUCAAGUGGAAAGAGCCGACAUUGGCCGAGGAAACGCCGGAAAAAACGGCCGAUUCCGGUUGAAACGCCGAAAAAAAGAUAACAGCCAAGGCGGCCUUCCGGAACAACGAAGCCGAAUUGAGGUGCAUUUUAAAGGGAUAAUCGAGAAGUUUUUUUGAAAAAAAGUUGCGCGAAAUAGCUGAAAAAAAUGUCAUUUUUUUCUCACGAAUUUAACUUGUAAUUUGAUAUUUCCAAAAUUUUUCCGGUUAGGAAAGCCGCAGAAAUGGGGGAAUUUCGAGAAAAAAAGCAUCGGGAAAAUGAAAAAAAUGAAGAAAAAAAUGACUAUUACAGUAAUCAAUAUUCAAAUUGCCGCGGAAAAAACACCUAAGGAAAAAAAAGUUGACUUUACUGUUUCAGCAACAUUUUAUUUUUGGAGGUAGGCAAGUUUAAUCAAUUACUUCACUUUGCUUGGUGAAUAGAAUUAUUUUUUGGGAAUUGAAAUCUUGGUCGCAAGUAGAAUGACUCGAUGGCUGAAAUGCGCCCGACUCAAAUUGACUUGCGCGCUUUGGUAUCGAAUAGCGUCGGCAAAGUCUUGAGCCAUUCCAAGUGCGGCCAUGAGGCUUCAAGUCGGGAUGAAUGGGGUUUAAUCAGACCUGCUGAGCGAGCCCAAAGCGCCCCGGGUUGACCCAAGAAGCGCCCCGGGUUAACCCGCAAAGCGCCCCGGGUUGACCCAAGAAGCGCCCCCAAAGGCCCGAUUUUCUUGUUUUUUUCCAUCAGGUCUUUCUUGAUUUUGCGGAUUGGGUUGCCCCCGGACAAAAGCUUUAACCCGCGGGCCGACCCGGGACGCCCCUGGGGGAUAAUCAGAGAAAAAGCCCAAGUAGAUUUGUGUCGGCGAAGUCUUGAGCCAUUCCAGGUGCGGCCAGGAGGCUUCAAGCCGGGCUUAUUGGAGUUCAAUUAGACCUGCUGAGCGAGCCCAAAGCGCCCUGUGUUGACCCGCAAAGCGCCCUGGGUUGGUCCGUAAAUCGGCGCCCCUGGUUGACCCGCAAAGCGCCCCGGGUUGACCCGAAAAGCUUGUCCAAAGCCCGGUUUUCUUGGUUUGUUCGCCAGGUCAUUCUUGACUUUGAGUGUCGGGUUUACCCGGGACAAAAGCUUCAACCCGCGGGCCGACCCGGGACGCCCCUGGACAGCCCUGAGGAUGAUGAACAAACAGAAAAAAAGCUCAAAAAAGUGAACUUUUCGGAUUUUUUCAGAGAAGGAAUGAUACGAUCCCCUGAGACGUUGAACACCACGGCGGACACCAACGAUGAUAGCAUUUUGGUAGACCCAAAAAAUCGAUAAAAGUUGGGGAAAACGGAAAUUUUCAGCGAGACAUGUGUCCCGGCGACAUCUCGGCCGACCUUUCCCUACUCUCCGGCGUCGACUCGCCGCUUCUGCAGGCCGCCCAAGUCGAAAAGAAAAAGGUACAGGAAGUGACGUCAUUCGUUGGCACUGUCUGACCUGUCUGCGCCAUCUUAUCUCUAACGAGUAACUAUUCGGAAAAAGAUGUCUGGUUUCUCUGCGCGCUCUAUUGUUUACACCAUCUUUUUAAAUUUCUCUAACUGUCUGACCUGUCUGCGCCCUCUUCUCUCUUACAAUUAGUCUAUAAUCGUAGAAAAUCUCGUUUUCUCUGCGCGCUCUCCUGUUUAAAUGAUAUUUAUAAGUUUCUCUAACUGUCUGACCUGUCUGCGCCCUCUUAUCUCUCACAAAUAGCGUAUGAACACGACAAAAUUGAGGAAAAAUGUCUGACAUGUCUACGCCCUCUUUUCUCUAGCAGGAAGCGCGUCGAAAAAAUUUCUAACUUCUCUCAAAGGUAUAGGAAAAUGACGUCAUUCGCCGCAACUGUCUGACCUGUCUGCGCCCUCUUUUCUCUAACGAGUAGCGCGAAAAUACGAGAUGAUCAAAGAAAAUUGGGUUUUCUCUGGCGCUCUCUUGUUUCCACGAUGUUUUGCCGUUUCUACGACUGUCUGACCUGUCUGCGCCCUCUUAUCUCUCACAAAUAGCGUAUGAACACGAGAAAAUCGAAGAAGGAUGUCUGAUUUCUCUUCGCGCUCUUUUGUCUACACGAUCUUUCAAGUUUCUCUAACUGUCUGGUCUCUCUGCGCCCUCUUUUCUCUAACAAUUAGCCUAUAUUCGGAGAAAAAUGUCCGAUUUCUCUGCGCGCUCUUCUGAUUGCACGAUAUUUCUAAGCUUCUCUAACUGUCUGACCUGCCUGCGCCCUCUUUUCUCUAACGAAUAGCUCGAAAGUACGAGAUGAUCAAAGAAAGUUGCGUUUUCUCUGAUUUCUCUGCGUACUCUCUCCCCUUUACGUGCUGUUUUCAUGCUUCUAUGACCUCGACAGUAAGAGAGAAGAGAGCGCAGACAGCGCAGAUUUUUCGGAGUAUGACUUCAAAAUUGAUUUUUUUUUUUCCCAGGGAGGCCGAAGAAAGUCGUUCAUCCCACAGCCGACUGUUGAGUCUCCAAUGGAAUCAAGGUUCGAAAAAAAAUGUUUCAUGAAAAAUAAUUAUUUUGCAGGGACAACAACACGUCAUCGAUCGUGGAGAGGUGAUUUGAAAGAAAAAUUAUUUUUAAUUUUUUUAAAAAACAAUUUUAGAAGAAUUGUAGUGUAAAAAGGUUCCGAGAGAACACUUUAGGAAAGUUUUCUAGGGUUUCCUCGAAGAAGACCCUCUAGGGACCACUUCGUUGCCUCUUAAGGACUACUUCGAAAAGGCGAAAAGCCAUCGCUUUAGGAAAAUAUCAAAGUGGCCACUUAAGAGACGAUUUGAGGCGUUUUUUAGCGAAAAAUUCUUGAAAAAUCCCUUAAAAGGCCUCUUAAGAGUCUGCUUUGAAAAAGAAACUUGAAAGCAAUCACUUGAGGGGUAUUUCAAAGAGGUCACUUAAGGGGACAAUCGGGCCCCUUUAAGGCGGAAAAAUCUUGAGUGGAGCCUUAAGGGACUUUUACAAAAAGGAGAGGAGCCACCGCUUCAGGAAUAUUGCAAAGGGAUCACUUAAGGGGGCAAUGGAGGCGCUUUCAGAAAUAAUUUUCCAAGAGACCCCUUAAGAAACUACUUCGAAAAGAGCGACUUUUUUCAGGAAUAUUUCUAAGUGGUCACUUUAGAGAUGAAUCGUGGCGCUUUUAGGCGAAUACUUUCUGAAAAAUACUCCAAGAGGCCUCUUAAGGGACUACUCCGAAGAAGGCGAGAAGCCAUUACUUUAGGAAUUUCAUAAAGGGGUCACUUAAGGGAUGUCAAGGGUUUUAGGCGGAGAUUCUUCGAAAGUCCUCCAAGUGGCUUCUUAAGGGACUACUAGGAAAAAAAAGACGUCAAUUUAGGAAUAUUAUAAAGGGAUCACUUAAGAGAUGAAUCGGGGCACUUUUAGGCGAAUACUUUCUGAUAAAUGCUCUGAGAGACCUCUUAAGGGACUACUCUGAAUAUAAUCUUUUUAGGAGUGUUUUGAAGUGGCCAUUUAAGGGAUAGGUCGAGGGUUUUUAGGCGGAGAUCUUUCGGAAGUCCUCCAAGAGGCCUCUUAAGGGACUUCUCUGAAUAUAAUCUUUUUAUGAGUGUUUCGAAGUGGCCAUUUAAGGGAUGAGUCAAGGGUAUUUAGGCGGAGAUUUUACAAAAGUCCUCCAAGUGGCUCCUUGAGAGACUACUCUGCCAUCACCCUCGAAACUUGUUGAAGUGGACACUUGAGUUAAAUUAGGUCGCUUUUAACUUUUAAGCGGAAACUUUUUCGGUAAUCCCUCGAGACGCCUUAAGAAGGGAACGUAAAGAACCAGUUGGAGAGUCAGAAAAUUUCGAGCUUGCUUCUUAAGGGAACACUCUGAUCCCUGUUUAAAAAUUACAUGCUUUUGAAAAUUGCGGUUUUGAAUAAGAAAAAAAAAAUGUAGCUUAUUUCAAAAUUUCGAAUCAAAAUCGUUUCUCAGGGAUCACAACAGAACGGCCCGUUAUGUCCAUCAGUUGGUCUCGAAAACGUUUGUUUCCAGAGGGAAUAGUAGUAAAAACCAGGUGAGCUCAAGAGAAAUUAGGCGAAAAAUGGGUGAUUUCAAGACGUUGAACAACUCGCUGGCGAACUGCUCGACGACGUCGGCGGCGAAACUCAAGACGGCUCGCCAGAGGCCAACCCGAUUCACUCCUGUUGAGGGUGGGUUCUAGGAGAAGACUGAGUUUAAAAAAAGGGACCAGGGAUUUCAGAAAAAGCCAGUAUUUUCGAUAUUAGGCUUGAAAAGUGGACCUUAAACGGGCAAUUUUCUAACAUGCAAAUUUUUUUCAAUUUUUUUAUCAUCAAUCAAAAAAAUUAUAAAUGUUAUUUUUUUCAACUCUCUGACAGAAAAAAAGUGAAUUUUUUUCAGUUCAGAACUGGAAAAAAAUUGGCUUCAAAAAAAGUUUAUAUUGAUUCGGGGUCUUUUGAAUGAAGCUCAUUAGUUGAAAUUUAUUAAUGACUUAAAUUUUUUUCCGAUUUCAAGCGUUUUUUUGGAAGAUUUACUGCAUAAAAAGGAUAUUUUUUUGACUUGAGAAUUUUUGUGGGUCCGAGAAUCAUAGGAAUCGUGAGAAAAGGAAAUUUUUUUCGGAAAAAUAAAGAUUUUGAACCUUUUUUUGUCAUUUUAAGCCAGAAUUUGUUAGCAAAUUUGAAGCUCGAAGUUGAAAAAUUUUCGAGGAAAAAUCAGAAAUUUCAAACUUAGCUGUUUUCAAAGUGUAGGCUGGGAAAUUUGAGCUUGACAUUGAUAUUUUGAAAAAUGUCAAGUUGAAAAACUUUCUGGGAGAUUUCUUAUUAUUGUUUGUAGUUUGAGACUUGAAAAUUCUUGAAAAACUAGAGAUUUUCUAGUUUUUUUCUGUCAUGUGAGAGCUCACGGGCAAGGUCCGAAAACGUAGCCCCCAAGUCAUGUAGUAUUACGGUAGCUUGGGGUACUGUACUAUUGCUGUAGUCUUACUCUAGUAUUACUGUAGUUUGCAGUACUGUAGGGUGUAAGUAAACGGAAAGUAUGUACAAAUCUAGAAGAAAAAAAAAAUUGAAUUGAGGCGAAAGAGUGAAGCUUCAAGUAAGAAUAGAAAAGGACAAUAUGACGAAAAAAACAUGUGUAUCGUUUAUUUUUGAUAGGAAAAAUGUGACUAGGAAAAAGAGUAGGUUCAAUAAAAAACAGAAAAAGUAAACCGAUUGUAAGCUCGUAGAUGAUCUUUAAAAAGUUCAAAUUAGAAAAAAAUAAAGGAGGGAGGCUCGAAAUGAAAAAUGAAAGAAGUUUUUGAAAAAAAGAAAGAUUAAGUUAAACAAUCAGAUUGACACUAAGUUCCCUUUAAAAAAAUGUUACUGUAAGCUUUGACUCGAUAGUUUUCGGCAUAUCCUUCAUUUGCUGCGUCAAGAACUUUUCUAAAUGAUAAAAUCGGUUAAAAAAGAGAAACACUGAAAAAUUCCAACCUUGAAUAAGAGAAUAACUCACAGGAGCGACUGUAUCAAGACAGCAGUUCGUGCUUUCUCGAAAUCAUGCCUCAUUUCUUCUUUUCCUUACCCAUCGACGUCAAAGUGCAAAUCAUAUCUUCAAGUAAAAAUGGAUAUACUGUUUCAAAAAAAUAGUUUACCAAAAAAAUCUUAUUGAUUGUAUCCAAAAAGCAAAGUUUCGGUGCCAUCUCCCACCGAUCUUUCUUGACUUUUAUUGAUCGAAAAAAAAAUGUGAGAUGCUAUUUUGAAGUACUAAUAACCUGAAGUCCUUGGUUAAAACAUGAAAAAAAUGCGGAAAAAGACUUUCAAAUUCAAGAAAGGUGUGCAGUUUCGUCAAAAAUAUACAAAAAAAGCUUUUUUAAAUCACAACUUUCUUUAAUGGAAUCUCACCCUUUUGAAACUUCCUGGAAAUAUGAUGACUGUUGAUUGUAACACCGUGGUGAAAACUUAGAAACGCAGCUGAAAAAGUUUCAGAAAGAUUGAGCUCUAUACGAGGAAGUUGUGAGCGAAAAAAACAUUUUUUUCCUUUUUCUGACGGUACUGUAUGAGCGUUACAUUAGUUGUAAAAAUUAACAUUUUAGAAAUAUUAAGUGAAAAAAAUAGACAUAAAAAAAUCAGAGAGAAUCUAACACACGAAAAAAAUAAAAACAAUUCAAGUAAAAUUUUUGAUGGCACGUAAAUAGUGACCAAUCGAUAAUCCGCGACCUCGCGCCGAUAUCGCGCCGGGAGUUUGCUAGAGCUGAGCGAGAUGGCAGCGAGAUAUGUCGCUGCUAUGUCGCGCCACUCGCUGCGAUAUAGUCCACGAAACUGGGUGUUGUUUGUACUUGAAGUUGGAAAAUUCCGAAAAAUGUAGAGUUUGAGAGUUUGAGACUUGAAAAUUUUUGAAAACUAGAGAUUUUCUAGUUUUUUCUGUCAUGUGAGAGCUCACGGGCAAGGUCCAAAAACGUAGCCCCCCUAGUAUGUAUCAGUAGUACUGUAUAGGGGGUACGGUAGUAAUCGGGGCACUGUAUCGGGGGUACGGUAAGAGUUCUAAAGCCAGAAUUCACGGGGGGGCAUCUAUCGGUAGUACUGUAUUGGGGGUACUGUAGUAAUCGGGGUACGGUAUUGGUGGUACUGUAAGAGUUCAGUAGCUAGAAAAAUUACACACUACUCACCUUUUUAGGAACUUGAAAAGGAGUUUUAGAUUUUUUAAAGCCUUUUUUGAGGUUUUUUGUACUUGAAGAUGACAAAUUCCGAAAAACAUGAAAUUUUUAAAAUUUUCCUGGUCUUUAGGUGUAUAUUGGGAGAUGCUAGGAAUUUUAGGAAUUUUUCAAAGGUUGAUUUUUUUUUUCCAGAGAACGACGAGAACGAAGAAGACGAAGAAAACGAGUCUUUCCUGAGCAAUUGA